AACAUGUCCAAUGUGUCGGAAGAGAGGAGCACUAGACAACAGGACAUUAAGAAAGGACUCCAGUUUAUAGAAUCUACUUUGCCCUAUCCAGGGACGCAAGAACAAUAUGAGUUAUUUAUACGAGAGCUUGUUAGAAAGCUUUUUAAUGAAGGCAAUGAUGUGUAUCGAGAAGGUGAUUGGAGAGGAUCACUGAGUCACUAUACAGAAGCUAUAAAUAUAGCUGAUUAUGCUAAUUCUGAAGAAAUCCAUGUUUCUGAUGAUAUUUUAGAGAAGCUGCACGUGAACAGGAUAGCAUGUUUUUCAAAUAUGGGAUUGCAUGAAAAAGUUCUAGAAGAUUGUGAGAUAGCAUUAAGAUUGAAUGAAAACAAUUUCAGAGCCCUCUAUCGGAAAGCAAAAGCUUUGAAUGAACUGGGAAGGUACAAGAAGGCUUAUGAUGCUGUAGCAAAAUGUUCUCUUGCUGUGCCGCAGGAUGAAAGUGUGAUUAAGCUUACCCAAGAACUAGCUCAGAAACUAGGGUUAAAAAUAAGGAAAGCAUAUGUAAGAGCAAAGCCACCUUCCUCAAAUUCAGUUUCUAGCGAUGUAUCAACUCAGAAUUCUUCGUCUUCUGUAGAAGAUAUUGAGUUAGAUUUAUCUGACCAGAAGCAAGAGAUGGUUUCUGCUGCUUCUUCAUCAAACUUUAUUUCUGAAGUGUCUAAAGUGUCCUCAGUACCUGUACCAUCUUUAUCUUCUGUUAUGCCUCUUCAAGUGGAAAAGGUUUCUUUGCCUUCUGCAGUGUUGGCAAACGGAGGGAAUGUUUCUUUCUCUAUGCCAGAAGCAUGUUUAGAUUGUGGAGAUGGAGACAUAAUUAUUGGUGAAGAACUUGAUGAAUUACUUGAUUCUGUGCCUGAUCCAGAUGCAAGUGUAAUGCAAACUACAGGAGCCAGAGGACCUAUUCCUGCAGGAAGUGUAGCUCCUAGUGUACCUUUCUCUGCCUCUUUGCUGGGGACGCUGCCAGUUAGUGCAGGAUUUGUUCCUUCACCUUCUCUUUCAGAAAUCUUUUCACAGCCUUUGGCUUCUUCACUGGAAAAUUUUUGUUCACCAUUAAGCACCUUUUCAAUCAGUGACCCAAAAAGAGACCUCUCAAGUUCAGCUUCCAGGGAUGGAACACCAACACUUAGCAGUAAUAAUUCCCCAUUGUUUAUUAAUGGCCCUAGUAGUUUGUUUGGGUCUGAAAAUUACAUGGGAAUCGCAGGCCAACCUAGGAAUGACUUUUCAAAUGUUUUUAGCAGUACAACUGCUAAUACACCUGUAUCUUCAGCACUUGCGGGAAGAAACCCAUUAGAAGGCACACAUGAGCUAAGACAGGCCUGUCAGUUAUGUUUUGUCAAAAAAGGUCCUAAAUUACUGGAUUAUGCUUACCAUCCCAGUUUAGAACAUAAAUGUAAGAAGGAUAUUCUAAUUGGUAGAAUAAAAAACUCUGAAGAUAAAUCAUGGAAAAAAAUACGUCCAAGACCAACAAAGACACAGUAUGUGGGACCAUAUUAUAUAUGUAAAGAUGUUGCUGCUGAAGAGGAAUGCAGAUAUCCAGGUCAUUGCACAUUUGCGUAUUGCCAAGAGGAGAUAGAUGUGUGGACGCUGGAGCGCAAAGGAGCCUUUAGUCGAGAAGCUCUUUUUGGAGGAAACGGAAAGAUCAACUUGACUGUGUCCCGACUUCUUCAAGAACAUCAUGGAUUAUUUAUGUUUCUUUGUGAGAAAUGUUUUGAUCACAAACCCAGAAUAAUAAGCAAAAGGAACAAGGAUAACUCAUCAUCUUGUUCUCAUCCUGCUAUGCACGACUUUGAAGAUAACAAGUGCCUUGUCCACAUUUUGCGAGAAACUAUGGUGAAAUAUUCCAAAAUCCGCCCUUUUCAAGUUCGAUGUCAACUUGACCUGUGCAGACAUGAGGUGCAUUACGGCUGCUUACGAGAGGAUAAAUGCUUUUAUGCCCACAGUCUGGUAGAGCUCAAAGUCUGGAUAAUGCAAAAGGAAACAGAUAUUUCACAUGAUACUAUUGUUCAAGAAUCAAAGAAAUACUGGCAGAACAUGGAAGCUAGUGCACAUGGAUCACAGAUCCUUGGGAACCAAAUGAAAUAUGGAUCACUUAAUUUGAAGAUGAAGUUUGUUUGUGGUCAGUGCUGGAGAAAUGGCCAAGUUAAUGAGCCAGACAGAAACAAAAAAUACUGUAGUGCAAAGGCAAGACACCCAUGGACCAAAGAUCGCCGUGUGGUGCUAGUAAUGUCUAAUGAACGUAAGAAGUGGAUGACCAUUCGUCCUCUUCCCGCAAAGAAACAAGUGCCUCUGCAAUUUGAUUUGUGCAAUCAUAUUGCUUCAGGCAAGAAAUGUCAGUACGAUGGAAACUGCUCAUUUGCUCACAGUCCUGAGGAAAGAGAGAUGUGGACCUAUAUGAAGGAGAACAGCAUUCAAGACUUGGAGCAGUUGUAUGACAUAUGGCUAAAAAGUCAAAAACCAGAAAAAGGAGAUGAUACAGCUGCUCAGGCAAACAAAGAAAAUGGGAAGCAAAUUCACAUGCCAACUGACUAUGCUGAAGUUACAGUGGAUUUUCACUGUUGGAUGUGUGGGAAGAACUGUAAUAGUGAGAAGCAAUGGCAGGGUCACAUUUCUUCUGAAAAGCAUAAAGAGAAGGUUUUCCACACUGAGGACGAUCAAAACUGCUGGCAGUAUCGCUUUCCAACUGGAUAUUUUAGCAUUUGUGAUAGAUAUAUGGCUGGUACUUGCACUGAAGGAAACAACUGUAAAUUUGCCCAUGGAAAUGCUGAACUCCAUGAGUGGGAAGAACGAAGGCAAGUUUUAAGAAUGAAGCUCAGCAAAGCACGAAAAGACCACUUGAUUGCUCCCAGUGAUAAUGACUUUGGAAAAUAUAGUUUUUUGUUUAAAGAUUUAAACUAAUACUGAGAUGACACAUACAUGUUAUCAGCUGGAAGCAUAAACCAGAAAAUUUGACAAUAAUCAAAAGCAUGUGACAGAAAAGCUGCAGGUUUUCUGCUUUUAUUGGCAUAUAUUGUUCCUCCUGAACAGCAAAAUAUAGUAGAUUUAGGGGGAUUGAGCAGACCUGUCUAUGCUCUCAUGAAACAGAGUGGUGAUUAAAAAAAUCUGAAGUAUUACGUGCUUACUCACCUUCUGUUGGACAGAAAGUUAGGAAAUAGAAGGGGGGAAGAGAGGUUAUACUGUCUAGGAAGCCCCCUAGUAUCAGUCCUUCAGUUGAAAAACUUUAAGGUAUCAAGGUAUUAUAAAACAGAGCGUUAUGGGCUAAGAAGAAAAUGAUGGAUGAAAAUUCUUCAGAUCUUUUAAUGGAGAGGAUUUGUUUAAAACAAAGUUUGCUACUUAUCUA
Messenger RNA from Charadrius vociferus (killdeer), 3367 nucleotides. RefSeq names its product zinc finger CCCH-type containing 7A (gene ZC3H7A). NCBI's taxonomy places the organism in Eukaryota, Metazoa, Chordata, Aves, Charadriiformes, Charadriidae. Gene Ontology annotation, molecular function: miRNA binding; metal ion binding; protein binding. The transcript has 22 exons. The record is from RefSeq and is a predicted model, not a curated record. Gene Ontology annotation, biological process: miRNA processing. The coding region runs from base 4 to 2925 and encodes 973 amino acids.